UGGUUAGUUUUUGUCAACUUGACAUCUGUCAUGUGGAAAGAGGUAAAAUUGAGAAAAACCCUCCAUCAAAUUAGCCUGUGGGCAAUCUCUGGGAGAUUUUCUCGUUUGGUGAUUGAUGUAGAAGGUCCCAACCCAUUGUGAGCAGUACCAUCACUGGGCAGGUUGUUCUUGGUUGUAUAAGAAAGCAAACUGAGGCUGCCACCGCCACCAGCACAGCUGUGCCAGAGCCGCGAGGAGACCGGCCACCUGACUUCCCCCUCGCUGGCCGCCGCGUCCUCGGAUUUGUUCCAACGGUCUGUUAAAACAUGGUGGAUUACUAUGAAGUGCUGGGCGUGCAGAGACAUGCCUCACCUGAGGACAUUAAAAAGGCGUAUCGAAAACAGGUACUCAAAUGGCACCGAGACAAAAAUCCUGAAAAUGAAGAAGCGGAGCGAAAAUUCAAACGAGUAGCUGAGGCAUAUGAAGUGUUACCGGAUGCUAAAAAGCAGGACAUCUAUGACAAAUAUGGCAAAGAAGGAUUAAAUGGUGGUGGAGGAGGAGGUGGAAGUCAUUUUGACAGUCCAUUUGAGUUUGGCUUCACAUUCCGGAACCCAGAUGAUGUCUUCAGGGAAUUUUUUGGUGGAAGGGACCCAUUUUCAUUUGACUUCUUUGAAGCCCCAUUUGAUGACUUUUUUGGAAACCGAAGGGGUCUCUGAGGAAGUAGAAGCUGAGAUGCUGGCUCCUUUUUCUCUGCCUUCAGUGGAUUUCCUUCUUUUGGAAGUGGAUUUCUUGCUUUUGACAGGCUUUACUCCAUUCGGGUCACUAGGUCAUGGGGGUCUCACUUCAUUUUCUUCAGCGUCAUUUGGCGGCAGUGGAAUGGGCGACUUCAAAUCAAUAUCAACUUCAACUAAAAUAGUUAAUGGCAAAAAAAAAGUCACUACAAAGAGAAUUGUGGAGAACGGUCAGGAAAGAGUAGAAGUUGAAGAAGACGGACAGUUAAAGUCCCUGAUGAUUCUUUUUUUUUUUUUCCGGAGCUGGGGGACCUCCUAGGUAAGCGCUCUACCACUGAGCUAAAUCCCCAGCCCUUAAAGUCCCUGAUGAUAAAUGGUAAGGAGCAACUGCUACGCUUGGAUAACGAGUAAUUCAACGCACGCAUGUAACAGAAAUGCUAAACCAUAACAAGCACCAUUUGAGGAAUAACAGGAACUUUUCUUUUUGAAGAUUUCAAACGAACUCGACUUUCUGUAUAACUGUACCUAAUCUAAAGUAUUUAUAAUACAGUUCGUCGGAGCCCCCA
Rattus norvegicus (Norway rat) is the source of this 1276-nucleotide messenger RNA. NCBI's taxonomy places the organism in Eukaryota, Metazoa, Chordata, Mammalia, Rodentia, Muridae. The record is from RefSeq and is a predicted model, not a curated record.